This is a messenger RNA of Ectocarpus siliculosus, 1827 nucleotides long. Lineage: Eukaryota; Phaeophyceae; Ectocarpales; Ectocarpaceae. The record is from the annotation of a GenBank genome assembly.
AUGAAGAACAAGUGUUUUCAGAAACUGGCGUUGCCGCUGCUCGUAGCUGGCGCCUUGAGCGGGUUCGCUGCAGUAGACGCCAUCAACCCCUGCCUCGACCCUGAAGCUAUUGAACACAAGUGCUGGCUCAACCCGGGGGAACUGCAUCUCAACCUGGCAGGGUGCGCCAUAACGGACAGCGACGCACAGGAUCUCUCGGCAUGCGUGGACAGCGUUUCCCAUGACCCUGUCAACGAGGUCUCGCUCGGAUACAACGAGUUGACACAGCUGCCGGACGGGGUCUUCGCCGACUUGACCGCCUUACGCUUCCUCUACCUCGAGGAGAACUCCCUGACCAGCCUGCCGUCCGGGGCUUUCAGCGGCAUGUCUCUCCUCCAGCGGCUAUACCUUGACAGCAACAACCUCUCCGAGCUCCCUGAGGAGAUUUUCGACGGGCUGUCAUCGCUGCAGGAGUUGGACCUGGGGUCGAAUGCUCUUUCUGCGCUUGACCAUGGCGUUUUCGACGGCCUCGGAGCUCUCCAAAAGCUAUCGCUGGACGACAACUCGCUGGAGGGGAUCGACGGAGGCGUUUUUGAUGACCUGGAAUCGCUUCAACAGCUGCAACUUCAAGAUAACCAGCUGUCCACCUUGCCACAAGGGUUGUUCGUCGUUCUCUCCGCCUUGACUCGCCUGGACUUGAGCGAUAACCCGGACCUGCAGUGCCUCCCCACGCCAGGGCCGAACGUUGGUGCAGACUUCCUGCAUCUUCCGGAAGGUUUCGUCUCCGGCACCUGCGAAUGCCCAGCAACAGGGGACCCUGGGGCAUGUGGCUCCGACUGCGCGGCAGGAGAUGAAGGCUACGUCUGUUCCGGAGGCCUGACCCCGGCACCAACCCCGGCAAUGCCGGUCGAUAAUUCGACAACGCCGGUCGACAACCCGACGACUCCGGUCGAUAACACCACGCCUGUCGACACUCCGACGACGCCGGUCUACACUCCGACUACGCCGCCAGUCGACAACAUCACGCCUGUCGAGAGUCCAGCGCCGGUCGACGGUGCGUCACCCACCGUGCCUUCUGCGGAAAGCUCGCCCGCCCCUAUGACGCCGGCUCCACCUGCCACUGCCACGCCGACGGCGGUUUCUAGAGGUGGCCUCGGUACACCGGCGCCGACUUCAGACCCGGCCACCUGUGACAACGGCAUCACUGUGGGUAAACAAGUCGGCGACGCAUGCUGCAAGGUCGGCUGCGAGAAGUGCGGCGGUGUUGACUGCUCGACAGCAACAGCAGGGUACGGAGCGGGCGAGUGCUGUGUCGACACAAUCAUGGCUGCGGGUGUCGAAUGUGGCGGGGGCGAGGACGCGGCACCCUGCAUCAACUACGAUACACGGGCUCCGACACCGGCCCCGACGACUUUAUACUCCGACGGCGAAGCCUGCAUGGCCCAAGAGACCGCGUGCAAGGACGACGAUGAUUGUGGCCCGUGCAUCGUCAUGACGUCCGUGGACCAACAAGCGGCGCUCACAGAGUGCCAGAAUGACUACGAAUACGACGGCGAUGUCUUCUGCGGCCCGGCUACGGUGCUGAUGUGUUGCCUUGCUGAGUCGUCCUCGCGUUCCGAUUGCCCUGAUAACGACCUGUUCGUGGAGUACGCAUCGUGCCUUGUCGAGGAGAUGAGCGGUGGAACGGACUGUGAAUUAUCUUGUCGCGAGACCGACGAUGCUGUAAAAUCCGCGGUUGACGUUGAGGAAGGUAGCGGCGCGGGGCGCCUGUCAUCGGCGUUUGGCCUAGGUGCAGCCGUCGUCAUGACUGCCCUCUAUGCGAUCACGACCGCCGGCACUUCAAUGUAA